CACGCGGCAUCUUCCCCUUUAAUCGCCACUCUCUCUCUCUCUUUAUAUAUCUUUAAAAACCAUUCUUCAACCUAACAAAAAAACCCACAGCAACAAAAAAGAAAACCAUACAAACAAAUCCUGAAAGACUCUCUCUUUACAACGUAAAGAGCAAAAACCCCAACAGCAAAACGUGUAGCAAUAAGGUAAAAACACGGUAGGGAAGGAAGGUUGUUAAUAUAUACAUAUAAAAGUUAUAACGGAGAAAAGGUCGAACGAUUCAAAAAAACCCAACGAUGGCUAUGAUGUUACGGUCGCUCGCUAGGCCGCUUGAACGUUGCCUUGGGUUAAGGGCCGGUGGGGAUGGUCUCAUGUGGCACACUGAUCUUAAACCUCAUGCUUCCGGCGAUUACUCUAUCGCCGUCGUUCAAGCCAAUAAAAACCUUGAAGAUCAAAGCCAAGUCUUUACAUCUCCUUUGGGUACCUAUGUUGGUGUUUAUGAUGGUCAUGGCGGACCCGAAGCUUCCAGAUUUGUAAACAAGCAUCUUUUCCCAUUUCUCCACAAAUUUGCUACAGAGCAAGGGGGAUUAUCUGCAGACGUGAUAAAGAAGGCGUUCAAUGCUACUGAAGAAGAGUUUUUACAUUUGGUGAAGCAAUCAUUGCCCGUAAGGCCUCAAAUUGCUUCAGUUGGAUCAUGUUGCCUUGUUGGUGCGAUAUCCAACGAUGUGUUGUAUGUGGCGAAUCUCGGCGACUCGAGAGCAGUUCUUGGCAAAAGAGUUUCGGAGGAUAAGAAAAAGGUUGUGGCGGAGAGGCUAUCAACAGAUCACAAUGUUGGAGUUGAGGAAGUAAGGAAAGAGGUUGAGGCUCUUCAUCCUGAUGAUUCGCAUGUCGUGGUUUACACUCGCGGAGUUUGGAGGAUUAAGGGCAUAAUCCAGGUGUCAAGAUCUAUAGGUGAUGUUUACUUGAAGAAACCGGAUUUUUAUAGAGAUCCAAUCUUUCAACGAUUCGGAAACCCUGUUCCCCUUAAAAGACCAGUUAUCACGGCAGAACCCUCCAUCCUUAUUAGAAAGCUUAAGCCGCAAGACUUAUUUCUGAUCUUUGCAUCAGAUGGCCUAUGGGAACAGUUGAGCGAUGAAACUGCCGUAGACAUUGUUUUCAGAAACCCCCGAGCCGGUAUUGCUAAGAGACUGGUAAGUGCUGCACUUCGAGAAGUUGCAAAGAAAAGAGAGAUGAGAUACGGCGAUAUUAAGAAAAUCGAGAAGGGAAUAAGACGGCAUUUCCAUGACGAUAUAACCGUAAUCGUCAUCUACCUAGAUCAACACCGAGGCUCUUCACAUAACAUAGUUAAACAUAAUGCCAUGGGGUGCACGACGGCGCCAAUCGACAUCUAUUCAUACAAUGCAGAUGAAGGAUAUGAAGGAGAUUUACUUCAAACAGUUUCUUGAAUACACAAUAGAAUGAGUUAAUAUUAGGUUUAGCACACUGACUUUUUAUUCUUUUUCAAGUUUUAUUCAUGUAUAGAGAAACCAAAUGAUAGGGUGGAUUGGUCCUUAAACCAAUGUUUCAUUGGGAGAAAAAUAGAGUUUGGAAGGUAAUUUUAGCCACCUGAGACGGAUUCCGACUCUGGCGGCUAUAGGUGUUCCGGUUGAAGUUCUACCGGUUGCCGAAAAGGCUACAUUGUUUUAUUGGUUUAUUAAAUUUAUCGCUUAUAUUAUAUUUAUAUUAUAUUUAAUUUGAAGUGAGUAACUAAAGAUAA
Messenger RNA from Gossypium arboreum, 1735 nucleotides. Its product is annotated as probable protein phosphatase 2C 63. The record is from RefSeq and is a predicted model, not a curated record. Gene Ontology annotation, molecular function: protein serine/threonine phosphatase activity; cation binding. Gene Ontology annotation, biological process: protein dephosphorylation. NCBI's taxonomy places the organism in Eukaryota, Viridiplantae, Streptophyta, Magnoliopsida, Malvales, Malvaceae.